GUCACAUAAUCUCAGACUUUUUGCCAUUUGUUGACAUUGUCAAUAUGCUCUGCAUAUUCAAAUCCACUGCAUGACCCAUGAUUAUGGAAUAAUUUACAUAUUAGAUGUAAGUGGGAUCUGAUGAAGUCAUAAUAUUGAGGGACAUUAACAGUGACAGUGCUUCUCAUGCUGAAACGCAAUUCGAUCAUUGGGCCUCUGACGUUAAUUAUGCCACCUUUGGUCCGCUUUUUGUCUCCAUAAAGGUCUCUGAGGACUGUAUCUCUUUUUCGAAUCUGUUCUUCUUUCGGAGAAGGACUGCAUGCGCAGUAUGCAGGGUUCCCUUUGCAGGGCUCCAAAGCUCUUUAUAAACCACGCCUGGGUCAGCUAGAAAGUCAUAACUCUUGCAAACAGGGAGACAGAAAGCUAAGUGCUGCUCAAACCAAAGAAUAUUCCGUCAUUUUAACCCCUUCUGUUUUGCUUUAUUUCCUUGGGGAACCAUGUGUAAAGCUGUAGUACUGGUGGUGUGUCUGCUAGUGGCUGGGGUUCAGCCCAUGGACAGCCCAACAUAUGGGGUAAAGCUAUGUGGCCGGGAGUUCAUUCGGGCAGUCAUCUUCACCUGUGGAGGCUCACGAUGGAGGCGGUCACUCGGGAGUUCAGAUGUUUCCGAGGACCCAUUCAGCUCCCACCAGGAGGAGUCCUUGGAGGGUUUGAGUCACAAUCCUGUGGUAGAGCGUCUUCUCCAAAGCAACAGAGAUUUAAGCUUCAUAAGUGGGAACGACCAUGAGGGAGUGUUUAGCAGGCCGGCCCGUUCUUUCAUCAGUGAAGAAAUCCUGGAAGCCCUACGCAAGGCGGACCGCAAGGGCCGGGAUGUGGUGGUGGGCCUGUCUAACGCCUGCUGCAAGUGGGGCUGCAGCAAGGGCGAGAUCAGCUCCCUAUGUUGAGAGUUAACCUUCGUCACACACUUCUUGUUUCACACUUCUCAUGAAUUUGAGGUCAUUUUACAGUAUAUACAAUGUCUUUCAGUUAAAAAAAUAUGUGAACUGUUUUGUGAAAUUAUUAUUUUUUUUGGGGGGGGGUUUUAAAGUUUUUAGUAUCUAUAAAGUGUUUGGAAAGGGCUGCCAUGUGUUCAAAAGGUUUAUAUAUAUUUCUGUUUCACAUGAUUAAACAUACGGUGCCUGGUAGCUCACUUGUUUGAGCAUGCGCCCCAUGGACGGAGGCUCAGUCCUUGUCACAGCGGGCACAGGUUCGGUUCUGACCUGCGGCCCUUUGCUGCAUGUCGUUCCCAAACUCUCUCACACUUUCCUGUCUUGAUCUGUCCUAUCAAUAAUGGCAAUGAAAGCCAAAAAAAUUAUAU
Molecule: messenger RNA, 1333 nt
Organism: Etheostoma spectabile (orangethroat darter)
Lineage: Eukaryota; Metazoa; Chordata; Actinopteri; Perciformes; Percidae
Gene: rln3a
Product: relaxin 3a
Exons: 2
Coding region: 477-920 (147 amino acids)
Cellular component (GO): extracellular region
Molecular function (GO): G protein-coupled receptor binding; hormone activity
Source: RefSeq, a predicted model, not a curated record